This is a messenger RNA of Rotaria sordida, 342 nucleotides long. Lineage: Eukaryota; Metazoa; Rotifera; Eurotatoria; Philodinida; Philodinidae. The record is from the annotation of a GenBank genome assembly.
AUGUCUCCUAAUAUCAUGUGGACGCAAGACGGCAUCACUGUGGCCGGUGGAAAUGAAAAGGGCAAUGAAUUAAAUCAACUCUUUUAUCCAUGGGGUUUGGCUGUUGAUCAUGAUCAAAAUAUUUAUGUUGCUGACUGUGUGAAUGAUCGUGUUAUGGAAUGGAAGCCAGGUGCAACUAGUGGUCGAGUUGUUGCUGGAGGAAAUGAUGAAGAAAGCAAGGCGAAUCAAUUGGAUGGUCCAAGAGGUGUGAUUAUCGAUAAACAAACAGAUAGUCUUAUCAUCUGCGACUCACGCAACCGUCGAAUAGUGCGAUGGCCUCGACAAGGUAGUACAAAUGGCUAA